This is a messenger RNA of Marmota monax (woodchuck), 1689 nucleotides long. Its product is annotated as transmembrane protease serine 11G-like. The transcript has 9 exons. Gene Ontology annotation, biological process: proteolysis. Gene Ontology annotation, molecular function: serine-type endopeptidase activity. Gene Ontology annotation, cellular component: extracellular region; plasma membrane. The annotation marks the transcript as partial. The record is from RefSeq and is a predicted model, not a curated record. Lineage: Eukaryota; Metazoa; Chordata; Mammalia; Rodentia; Sciuridae.
AGACCAGGGAUACUGAGUGGAAGAAGAAGUUCAUUGAAACCAUGGGUGAUUGCCAUUAUUAUCACAACAGUCGUAUUAGCUCUGGCAAUAAUUGUUGGUCUCCUUGUUUAUUUUUUGGCAUAUGAUCAGAAGUUUCAGUAUUACCAGGCCUCCUUCCGGAUUCCCAAUAUUGAAUAUAGUCCUGAUUUUUCUGUAGAACACUCAAAAAUUAGGACCAACCUGAAAAAUAAAAUCAAUAAUGAGAUAGAUAAGAUAUUUCAAACUUCCAAUUUAAAGCAUCAUUACAUCAAGUCUCAUGCUGUCAACUUUAGGCCAAGUGAUAAGGGUUUGAAAGUGGAUGUACUGCUUAAAUUUCAGUUUACUUCUAACAGUGCAAACACUAUAAAAAGGCAGGCUGAUGACAUUUUACACAGGAUGUUGAACUCAAAUGAGAGCUUCUUGAAGAAAGACCCUUCAUUACCUUAUCUUAGAGAAAUGAAUGGAGCACAAGCAGAACAUAUUCUGAACAGUUGUUGUGGUUUAGGGAAGGAGUACCCACCCAUGGAAAGAAUUGCUAAUGGCCAAGUAGCAAAUAAAGCUGACUGGCCAUGGCAAGCCAGCCUGCAGAUAGAUGGGGGCCAUUUCUGCGGAGCAUCUUUGAUCAGCGAAGAGUGGCUACUGACAGCUGCUCACUGUUUUGAACUUUACAAAAACCCCAAACUAUGGACGGCAAGUUUUGGAACAACCCUGAAUCCUCCACUGAUGAGAAGACAGGUGCAGUCAAUCAUUGUUCACGAAAACUACGCUGCCCACAAGCGUGAUGAUGACAUCGCUGUGGUGAAGCUCUCCACCCCAGUCCUAUUUUCUGAAGAUGUGCACAGAGUCUGUCUCCCAAAUACUACAUUUGAAGUCUUGCCUAAGAGUAAAGUGUUUGUCACUGGAUGGGGAGCAUUAAAGGCAAAUGGUCCCCUUUCAAAUACACUGAGACAAGUUGAAGUAGAGAUCAUAAGUAAUGAUAUAUGUAAUCAAGUUAAGGUGUAUGGUGGUGCUGUAUCAUCAGGAAUGAUAUGUGCUGGAUUCUUGACAGGAAAACUCGAUGCCUGUGAGGGUGAUUCUGGAGGACCUCUGGUUAUUGCACAGGGUAGAAACAUCUGGUAUCUAAUUGGAAUAGUAAGCUGGGGAAUAGACUGUGGAAAAGAAAACAAACCUGGACUUUAUACCAGAGUGACUCAUUAUCGGGACUGGAUUAAAUCUAAAACCAACAUCUAAUAUAACAACUAGCUCAACAACUAAACUGCAGUUGUCAUAUGUGGUCUCUAGCAACAUGUAUUCAGUGUGUGUUGUCUUGUGUAUUAUCAUAAAGUUCAAGAUGCAAAUAAGUGUGGUCUGAUGCCCUUCCCCUUAAAAAUGAAGAAAGGAUAUUUUCAAGUCACCUGAAGUGAUUUGCUGACCAUGAGUGCAGAUCAUACUGUUAGCUCCACAAAAAUCUGCCAUUCCUGAAAAGUCUCUGAUUAUCUCUUGCUCAUCUUUCUUUUCCCACAAUUCAUUUUAGAGUAAUCUGGCAGUUUAACCAGAUAAGUACAAACUGACAAGGGAUUCUCUACUUUUUUCUGACAGAGCAUUCUUUCCUUCCCUGAUGACUCCAAGUUUUUGUCUUCAUCAAAUAAUCCUCAAAAAGAAUCUCUUGAUCCACUGACUAGACAAGAUAAU